AACCUCCGUAUCUCAUCUGUGACAUGGGUGGAAGAGGGGACCCACUCCCGGGGCUCCCUGGGGACUCCCCAAGAGUCAUACCUGGCCUUUGGGGGUCCGAGGUAGAGGCCUAGCUGCUCACAGGCUCGCCGUGCUCCGUGACAUGUCAGCUUCCUGUUUCCCCUCCCUCAGGGGCAGCUUCAAAAGCCCAGCACGCUCUCAAAACAAAGGAAGACGGGUCCUCAGGUCCUCGACUGCAGAGGAAGCAGGAAGAGCCGACCCCGCUCGGAGCCCAGCUGCUGGGGCCUGGGGACAGCGGGAUGGAGUCCGUGGCCCUGUACAGUUUCCAGGCCACGGAGAGUGAUGAGCUCGCCUUCAACAAAGGGGACACGCUCAAGAUCCUGAACAUGGAAGACGACCAGAACUGGUAUAAGGCUGAGCUCCGAGGCGCUGAGGGCUUUAUUCCCAAGAAUUACAUCCGCGUCAAGCCUCACCCGUGGUACUCGGGCAGGAUUUCCCGGCAGCUGGCAGAAGAGAUUCUGAUGAAGCGGAACCACCUGGGAGCCUUUCUGAUCCGGGAGAGUGAGAGCUCCCCGGGGGAGUUCUCGGUCUCUGUGAACUACGGCGACCAGGUGCAGCAUUUCAAGGUGCUACGCGAGGCCUCUGGGAAGUACUUCCUGUGGGAAGAGAAGUUCAACUCCCUGAACGAGCUGGUGGAUUUCUACCGCACCACCACCAUCGCCAAGCAGCGCCAGGUCUUCCUGCGGGACGAGGAGACCCCGCUCAAGGCCCCCCAGGCCUGCUUUGCCCAGGCCCAGUUUGACUUCUCGGCCCAGGACUCCUCACAGCUCAGCUUCCACCGCGGGGACAUCAUCGAGGUCCUGGAGCACCUUGACCCCCACUGGUGGCGGGGCCGGUUGUGCGGACGCAUUGGGUUCUUCCCUCGGAGCUACGUCCAGCCGGUGCAGCUGUGACCGGGGUGCGGCCCGGGGGCGGGGGCAGAGCCUGCAGUCCAUCCAUCCACGAGAUACUGAGCUCUGGAGAGAAGACGUGGACGCCCCGUCCCUGGGUCCCACGGGGCUCAGCCGAGGGUCUUGGACCAGAACGUGGGCCUCGUCACUGCCGGGCCCGGGCGCCCGCCGCUUUGCACAAACUGGG
Lontra canadensis (Northern American river otter) is the source of this 1137-nucleotide messenger RNA. It is a transcript of the gene GRAP, whose product is annotated as GRB2 related adaptor protein. The transcript is spliced from 5 exons. The record is from RefSeq and is a predicted model, not a curated record. Gene Ontology annotation, molecular function: protein binding. Lineage: Eukaryota; Metazoa; Chordata; Mammalia; Carnivora; Mustelidae.